Pisolithus orientalis is the source of this 771-nucleotide messenger RNA. RefSeq lists its product as uncharacterized. NCBI's taxonomy places the organism in Eukaryota, Fungi, Basidiomycota, Agaricomycetes, Boletales, Pisolithaceae. Bases 1 to 771 code for a protein of 256 amino acids. The record is from RefSeq and is a predicted model, not a curated record. The transcript has 2 exons.
AUGUUUGCUGCACAAGACAGUACCGGACUUCCCCAAACUGAUGGACACAGCGACGAAAAACCAAUUAUUGUGCCUGAUCAAGUCUCCGACCUAGGAUUUGAACUGUUUCUGUCCGUGUGCUACAACAAAUGGCGCCCAGAUACUUCACAGGCAUCCGAGACCACCCUUCUUCAGCUCCUUGAGCUUAGUCGCAUGUAUGAGUCCAAGGACGUCCGUGAACACGCCAUCAAGCAACUCGCCUCUCGCCGCUAUACCAUCAAACCUAUCACACUGAUCUCCAUUGCCCUAAAAUAUCAUAUCAAGGACAUCUUCUGUUACGCAUUCAGACGGCUCAUCCCAAAGCCUAUAAACGAACUCAACCACGCCGAUUAUGAGCUUCUUACUGUCCCUGUAUGGAUGACGCUCCUCAGAGUCAAGGAGCGACUCGAACUCCACCGCCGUAUUGUGGCAUGUGAGCCACCACCUAUGGUGCAUUCGCCGUGUUGCCAGGACCACAAGAGGUGUGUUGACGACUGGCGCCAAGUAUGGUGGAAUGGCAUGGGCCGGUACUUGCUUGAUGGUCGUAGUCCUCAGCCAUACAACUCUGCGGUCAAGCAAUUUGAAGGUCUUAGCUAUGGGAGUGUCGACCCCGAGUGUUGGAGAGUGAUGCUCGCUCUUGUCAAGGAGGGGAAGGCAUUUCAGCACGAAGAUGAUCUCAUUUACCGCACAGCUCGGGGACUGGCAGAGUACUUGAUCCACGAACCCUUCUUCGGCGAUGAUAUAGACAUGUGA